This is a messenger RNA of Ziziphus jujuba (common jujube), 798 nucleotides long. Its product is annotated as NAD(P)H dehydrogenase (quinone) FQR1. The transcript is spliced from 4 exons. The coding region runs from base 139 to 750 and encodes 203 amino acids. Gene Ontology annotation, molecular function: NAD(P)H dehydrogenase (quinone) activity; FMN binding. The record is from RefSeq and is a predicted model, not a curated record. NCBI's taxonomy places the organism in Eukaryota, Viridiplantae, Streptophyta, Magnoliopsida, Rosales, Rhamnaceae.
GGCUUUCUGGGCCUUCUAUCUCCCCCACCCAUUUGGCGAAUCGUCAACGUUCCCUAAAUUUAGCAAAAAGAAGAAGAAGAAGAAGAAGAAGAAGCAGAAGAGAAAAGAAGAAAUCGUAGACCACACACGAUUCCAUCAAUGGCUACCAAAGUGUAUAUUGUGUAUUAUUCCAUGUAUGGACAUGUAGAGAAACUAGCAGAAGAAAUAAAGAAGGGGGCUUCAUCCGUUGAAGGUGUAGAGGCCAAAUUAUGGCAAGUCCCUGAGACACUACCAGAUGAGGUGCUUGGAAAAAUGAGUGCACCACCAAAGAGUGAUGUGCCAAUCAUCUCACCAAAUGAACUUGCAGAAGCAGAUGGCUUUGUAUUUGGCUUCCCAACUAGAUUUGGUAUGAUGGCAGCUCAAUUCAAAGCUUUUCUGGAUGCAACCGGUAGCCUUUGGAAAGCACAACAGCUAGCCGGAAAACCUGCUGGGAUCUUUUACAGCACUGGAUCUCAAGGUGGUGGUCAAGAGACCACUGCGUUGACCGCCAUCACUCAGCUCGUUCACCACGGCAUGAUUUUCGUUCCAAUUGGAUAUACAUUUGGUGCUGGCAUGUUUGAAAUGGAGAAAGUCAAAGGCGGAAGCCCUUACGGUGCAGGAACUUUUGCCGGGGAUGGCUCCAGACAACCAUCUGAGCUUGAGCUGGAACAAGCAUUCCACCAAGGAAAGUACAUUGCCACCAUCACAAAGAAGCUCAAGGGAGCGGCUUGAUUCUAGUUCACCAUAACCAUACAUUUUAUUUAAAAAAAGAAAAAGAAA